UUGAAUUCCGAGGUGUUGGCCGUGGAAGCCGUGGCUAUUUUUCUGGGAUCAUCUUGGAAUUGUGUUGUUUCGCCAACGCUCAAAGCAGUGCGCGUGUAAUCAACUAUAACAAUAGCCGGCAGUAGAGUGUUUUCAGAGAAAGAAGCGGAGAGGGAAUCAGGGAAAGGGGGGAGGGUUGGCAUUUUUCCUCCCAGCGGAAGGAGACGGAUCGAGUAGCAGCGUGUUGUUGCGCUCAGGCACCAGAAUGAGAGCUCUUUGGAAUCGUAGCGCCACCGAGCCUUGGAACCAGUGAAGAAUGGAGUCGAGUGGAAUAUUAUAGUUAGAUGGUUGCCGGCCCAAACGUAAAUACUGUAACACUCAUUAACUCCGAACGUAUAGAAAGACAGACAUGCAACCCCUACGCUGAAGAGGAGCAGUAGGGGCAAGAAAAAGGGGGAAAGAUGGGCGCCGUGCUACGGAGUCUGUUGUUGUGUAGUUUUUGUUUGCUAAUACGAGGUACGCCCCUGCUGCUGUACGCCAACCGGCGGGACCUGCGCGUGGUGGACGCGGGGGCGGCGCGGGCCAACGCCACAGUGGUGGUGGGGGGCCUGGAGGACGCGGCCGCGGUGGACUAUGUCUACAGCGCCGGCUUCAUCUAUUGGAGCGACGUCAGCGAGGAGGCCAUCAAGCGCACCGUUUUCAACCAAUCAGCCGCCACCGCUGGGUCCUCGGGGGCGGGACAACAGCAGGGACAACAGCAGCAGCAGGUCACGGUGGUGUCGGGGUUGGCCUCGCCCGACGGCCUGGCCUGCGAUUGGCUAGGGAAGAAGCUGUACUGGACGGACUCGGAGACCAAUAGGAUAGAGGUGGCGGAGCUGGACGGAACGCUCCGGAAGGUUCUGUUCUGGCAGGAUCUGGACCAGCCCAGAGCUAUUGCCUUGGAUCCAGAGAGGGGGUACAUGUACUGGACGGACUGGGGCGAGAUCCCAAAGAUCGAGCGGGCGGGCAUGGACGGCACGAGUCGGCAGAUGGUCAUCGACAGCGACAUCUACUGGCCCAACGGCCUGACGCUAGACUACGGCGAGAAGAAACUGUACUGGGCCGACGCCAAGUUCAACUUCAUCCACCGCUCCAACCUUGACGGCACUUCUAGGGAGGUGGUAGUCGCGGGGGAGCUUCCUCACCCGUUUGCUUUGACACUGUACGAAGGCACACUGUUCUGGACGGACUGGACCACGCACUCGGUGCACUCCUGCAACAAGGCGACGGGAGGGGAACGCCGCGAGAUCCACGCCAACAUCUUCUCCCCCAUGGACAUCCACGUCUUCAGCCAAAAAAGACAACCCUCAGUGCCAAAUCCGUGCUCGGUGAAGAACGGCGGCUGCUCCCACCUGUGCCUGCUGUCCCCCACCAAGCCCUUCUACCAGUGUGCCUGCCCCACCGGAGUACAGCUGCUGGACAACAAGAAGACCUGCAGAGAUGGCGCUACUCAGCUACUUCUCCUGGCCCGCCGCACCGACCUGCGCCAGAUCUCGCUGGACACGCCGGACUUCACGGACAUCGUGAUGCCGGCCGAGGACAUCCGGCACGCCAUCGCCAUCGACUACGACCCCGUGGAGGGCUACGUCUACUGGACGGACGACGAGGUGCGCGCCAUCCGACGCUCCUACCUGGACGGCAGUGACGCACAGCUGGUGGUCACCUCGCAGGUGAGUCACCCAGAUGGCAUCGCUGUAGACUGGGUGGCCCGCAACCUGUACUGGACCGACACCGGUACGGACCGCAUCGAGGUGACCCGGCUGAACGGCACCAUGAGGAAGAUCCUGAUCUCAGAAGAUCUGGACGAGCCCCGCGCCAUCGUGCUGGACCCAGUAGCAGGGUACAUGUACUGGACAGACUGGGGCGAGAUCCCGAAGAUUGAGCGUGCGGCGCUGGACGGGACGGACCGGGUGGUGAUGGUCAACACCUCGCUGGGCUGGCCCAAUGGCCUGGCACUGGACUACGACGAGGAGAAGGUCUACUGGGGAGACGCCAGGACGGACAAGAUAGAGGUGAUGAACAUGGACGGCAGCGGGCGCCGCAUCCUGGUGGAGGACAAGCUGCCGCACAUCUUCGGCUUCACGUUGCUAGGCGACUGGAUCUACUGGACGGACUGGCAGCGGCGCAGCAUCGAGCGCGUGCACAAGCACAAGGCGGACCGCGAGACCAUCAUUGACCAGCUGCCUGAUCUCAUGGGCCUCAAGGCCACCUACGUGCACCAGGUCACAGGUACGAACGCGUGCGCGGACAACAACGGCGGCUGCAGCCACCUGUGCCUGUACCGGCCGCAGGGCGUGGCGUGCGCCUGCCCCAUCGGCCUGGAGCUGAUCGCCGACAUGAGCACGUGCAUCGUGCCCGAGGCCUUCCUGCUCUUCUCGCGCCACACCGACAUCCGGCGCAUCUCCCUGGAGACCAACAACAACAACGUGGCCAUCCCGCUCACGGGCGUCAAGGAGGCCUCCGCACUGGACUUUGACGUCACCGACAACCGCAUCUACUGGACCGACAUCACGCUCAAGACCAUCAGCCGGGCGUUCAUGAAUGGCAGUUCCCUGGAGCACGUGGUGGAGUUUGGGCUGGACUACCCAGAGGGCAUGGCGGUGGACUGGCUGGGCAAGAACCUGUACUGGGCCGACACCGGCACCAACCGCAUCGAGGUGGCCAAGCUGGACGGGCAGCACCGGCAGGUCCUGGUCUGGAAGGACCUGGACAGCCCACGAGCACUGGCACUGGACCCGGCAGAGGGCUUCAUGUACUGGACGGAGUGGGGCGGGCGUCCCAAGAUCGACCGCGCGGCGAUGGACGGUACGGGCCGCAGCACGCUGGUAGCUAACGUGGGCCGCGCCAACGGCCUCACCAUCGACUACGCGGAGCGCCGCCUCUACUGGACCGACCUGGACACCACGCUCAUCGAGUCCUCCAACAUGCUCGGGGGCAACCGCGAGGUGAUUGCGGAGGACCUUCCGCACCCGUUCGGCCUGACCCAGUACCAGGACUACAUCUACUGGACGGACUGGAGCCUGCGCAGCAUUGAGCGCGCCAACAAGACCAGCGGGCAGAACCGCACCGUCAUCCAGGGCCACCUAGACUACGUGAUGGACAUCCUGGUCUACCACUCGUCGCGGCAGGGCGGCUGGAACGCCUGCGCAUCCACCAACGGCCACUGCUCGCACCUCUGCCUGGCCGUGCCCGUCAGCAGCUACGUCUGCGGAUGUCCCGCCCACUACUCGCUGAACUACGACAACAAGACUUGCAGUGCCCCGACAUCCUUCCUGCUCUUCAGCCAGAAGACGGCCAUCAACCGCAUGGUGAUCGACGAGCAGCAGAGUCCCGACAUCAUCCUGCCCAUCCACAGCCUGAAGAACGUGCGGGCCAUCGACUACGACCCCAUGGACAAGCAGCUGUACUGGAUCGACUCCAAGCAGAACGUCAUCCGCCGCGCGCAGGAGGACGGCAACCUGAGCAUCACGGUGGUGUCCAAUCCGCCGGGAGGUGGCCAGAACCUGGGCCUGCAGCCGUUCGACCUGAGCAUCGACAUCUACAGCCGCUACAUCUACUGGACCAGCGAGGUGACCAACGUCAUCAACGUGACGCGCACCGACGGCACGCGGGUCGGCGUGGUGCUGAGGGGGGAGCACGACAAGCCGCGCGCCAUCGUGGUCAACCCGGAGAGAGGGUAUAUGUACUUCACCAAUCUCCAGGAGCGUUCUCCCAAGAUCGAGCGUGCGGCGCUGGACGGUACGGAGCGCGAGGUGCUCUUCUUCAGCAACCUGGGCAAGCCCGUGGCUCUGGCCAUCGACAACGAGGUGGGCAAGCUCUUCUGGGUCGACUCGGACCUGCGCCGCAUCGAGAGCAGCGACCUAUCAGGUGCCAACCGCAUCGUGAUAGAGGACUCCAACAUUCUGCAGCCGGUGGGCUUGACGGUGUUUGGUGACCACCUGUACUGGAUCGACCGCCAGCAGCAGAUGAUCGAACGCAUCGACAAGACCACGCGCGAGGGACGCACCAAGAUCCAGGCCCGCAUAGCCGCCCUCAGCGACAUACACGCCGUGCACGAACUCGACAUCCGGGAGUACAGUAAGCAUCCGUGUACGUCUGACAAUGGCGGCUGCUCCCAUAUCUGCAUAGUGAAGGGGGACGGCUCCACGCGAUGCUCCUGCCCCGUACACCUCAUGCUGCUGCAGGAUGAACUCACCUGUGGAGAGCCCCCCACCUGCUCCCCGGAGCAGUUCCAGUGCACGUCGGGGGAGGUGUACUGUAUCCCGCAGGCGUGGCGCUGCGACGGCUACCCCGAGUGCGACGACAACAGCGACGAGCACAACUGCCCCGUCUGCUCGGACGCCGAGUUCCAGUGCGACAGCCGGCAGUGCGUGGAGCUGGAGCUGCGCUGCAACGGCGAGUACAACUGCCACGACCGCUCGGACGAGGACAAGUGCGAAAUCCGCUGCGCCCCUGACCAGUUCAGCUGUGCCAACGGGCCCUGCAUCGGCAAGCACAAGAAGUGCGACCACAACAUGGACUGCACGGACAACUCCGACGAACUCGGCUGCUACGCCACAGAGGAGCCUCCGCAGCCCCCCACCAACACCAUCGGCUCCAUCGUGGGCGUGGUGAUGGCGCUGUUCGUGGUGGGCGCCAUCUACUUCGUGUGCCAGCGGGUGCUGUGCCCGCAGAUGAAGGACGACGGCGAGGCCAUGACCAACGACUUUGUGGUGCACGGCCCGGCCUCCGUGCCCCUGGCGUACGUGCCACACCCCAGCUCCCUCUCCGGCUCUCUGCCAGGCAUGUCGCGGGGCAAGUCUGUGAUUGGUUCCCUGAGCAUCAUGGGCGGGAGCAGCGGGCCGCCGUACGACAGAGCCCACGUCACCGGAGCCUCAUCCUCCAGCUCGUCCAGCACCAAGGGCACAUACUUCCCACCGAUCCUGAACCCCCCUCCCUCUCCGGCCACUGUACGUUCCCAGUACACUAUGGAGUUUGGUGGUUACUCGUCCAGUCCCUCAACGCACCGCUCCUACAGGGUGUACAGCUACCGCCACUUCGCACCCCCCACCACCCCGUGCAGCACAGACGUGUGCGACAGCGACUACACGCCGGGCCGGCGCGCUCCCCCGCACCACCACCAGAGGCCAGUGGCGAGCAGCAGCAGCAACGGCGGCCCAGCGGGGGCAGGGGGCGUUGGAGGAAUUGGAGGAGGAGGGGCCGGGGCCUUCCCCUCCAAAGGUGGUGGCGGCGGCUACGCCAGCGACCUCAACUACGACUCGGAGCCCUUCCCCCCUCCCCCCACGCCGCGCAGCCAGUACAUGUCGGCGGAGGAGAACAACUGCGAAAGCUGCCCGCCCUCGCCUUACACGGAGCGCAGCUACUCGCACCACCUGUACCCGCCCCCGCCCUCGCCCUGCACCGACUCCUCCUGAGAGACACACCUGCCGUAUGGACGGACAAAUUACAUGCGCUAUGUAUGUACACACACGUAUACAAAGGUCAUGCUCCAAACAUGCCCCACUCUACUGCUACUGCUAGCCUGCUUUCCUGCCCACUCUCUCUCUCUCUCUCCCGCCAUGCGAUGCCAACUACACUGCAGCGCCACCUAUACGUGCAGCAGCUGUUACCUGGUAUGCUGCCACCUGGUGGCACCCUCACUCCUUACUGGCGGUGUAGUGGCUUUGAAUGGCCCAAUCACAGCCCAGAGGGGGUGCCCCCUCACUCCACACUCACUGUACAUAAACAGAAGCCCCCCAAACACACCAUCAUCCUCAGACUUUGGUUUUAAAGGAAGACAAGGACACGGAGGAAGAAGUGAGAAGCGGAGAUGUGGGAGGGAGAGAGAGAAAGAAAGGGUGAACGAGUGUGGCUGAAUGGAGAAGUGCAUCUAGAGUGGUGCAGUAGCACAUUCACACAGUGAAUCCCCCCUCGCCUUUCAGACUUUGAUCGGAAGGGUGAUUCCUGUACACUAUGACGGAAUGGACGGUUCAUGACUGAGAGGAGAAUCUUUUUCUUUCCACAACCGACAAAAAACAAAACAAAGCGGUGUGUAGGUGGGCCGAUGGUUGGAGCUGGCAGGACAUUUGUACAUUUUAAAGAGAGAAAAAAGAAAAACAAAAGCAUAUUUAUAUAUUUUCUAUACAGCGUUUUAUUGGUUCUUGCCAUAGAGGUUUGUAUUAAAAAAGAAAUUUGUACACUUUUUUUUUCUUUUAUUUUCAUGUUUUUGUUUUUUGUUUUAUUUCGGUUUGUUUUUAUUUUUUGUUUGGUCUCAAUUUUAAUUUUGUAUUUUUUAGAAAAAAGUUUUAUGGAAUCGACAUUUGACACUAUAUUGUUGCCUUAAUCCAGGAAAAGAACACACAAAUGAAACUACCUUCUUUGGAGACUGAAGGACUUCAGAAACACAUGAACAGAGAACAAAUCUGCAUAAUCUGAAUUAAGCAAGAAGAGGGAGAGAGGAAGCGCGAGUGAGAAACGCUGUUGGAAAACUAGGAGUGAGGGGGAGAGAGAGAGCUUUUUAUUCUUAAAGUAGCCUUUCUGAUACCAAAUAACGUCAAAACACCAAUGUGUACACUACCGAAGUGAGCGCUACAUGGGUAAACAGAGGAGAUGUGAGGAGAGGGGUUAUAAUGGGAAGGGUGGAGGGCGCCAUCUGGUGGUCCCAGGCCGCUUUUACACUGUGCCAUUCUGCAGCAACGGCAGCCAUUUUGUCAGCAGGGUUACCGAGUUAGGUAACCAUACCAACCACCGCCUGCCGGGCAAGUUGUCACUCAAAUUACAGAGUGUCAAGAAAACAUGAGACAAACUGCUUUUUGUAAUCUUUUUAGAUCCUGACAUUAUUUGUGUUGUUGGUUUUAGAAACUUUUUUUCUCCUCUUUUCUUUGGUUGCUAUUGCAAUAUUUUAAACUGGAAUCUUAGACCAUGUCCCAAUCAAUGUUUUCAAAGGACUGCUAGAAUGGAAUAAUAACCAUCAGUGGUCAGGCAUCUUGAACGAUCUAGCAGUAGAGAGUUGUUGAGAUUCAACAUUUCACAAUCACUUUACAAAUGACCACGGGCAACUGUGUGUUGGUGUGAUCAUGUUUCCCAUAGUAUUUAGCCAAAACUUUCCAAUAUUUUUCUAUUUAUUUUUAUUCCGACUCUUCACUGCUAUUCUUUGUUUCUCGCCAUUUCUUUGUGUGCUGGAUUACAAAUCACUACCUUGUAACCCUGUUUUGAUUGGGUAAGGUGUGCAGCCCAUCACUCUUUUCUAAAUUAUUGUUGUCUCUCUGCCCGGCUAGCUGUUUCUGCUGUCAUCAACGCAGACAAAACAAAAACAAGUGUUUUCUUCCGUCUGUCUUUCUGUAAAAAAACAAACAAACAAACAAAUUCCCCAUGAACAAGUUCUUGUGCCUGAGCAGGUUUUCAACAGUUGUUACAAUCAUGGGCUCUUUUUUAUGAAAGACAAGCAAAUUAAGGCAAUCAAUGCCCAGUGGAAGAAUCAAAUCCAACCGAAUGAAAAAGACAUUUUAAAUAUUUUUAUACCACAUAUUGUGUAGAUAUCAUAUUUAUAAGCUAUAAAAAGAAAAAAAUCAUUGUAAAUCUUUUCAUGGUAAUCCUUGCAGUACGUUCAUUUUUGUUUCUGUUCAUAUCCUCCAGUUAUAUCUGCCAGUCUAUUUUUCUACUCGGAAAACGGUCUGUCUGUUGCAUACGUAUGAAGACAAUCUGCGAUGGACCAUUCUGAACAUUUUUUUUUGUU
Engraulis encrasicolus (European anchovy) is the source of this 7732-nucleotide messenger RNA. RefSeq names its product low density lipoprotein receptor-related protein 6 (gene lrp6). Lineage: Eukaryota; Metazoa; Chordata; Actinopteri; Clupeiformes; Engraulidae. Gene Ontology annotation, biological process: receptor-mediated endocytosis involved in cholesterol transport; Wnt signaling pathway involved in somitogenesis; chemical synaptic transmission. Bases 441 to 5432 code for a protein of 1663 amino acids. Gene Ontology annotation, molecular function: Wnt-protein binding; Wnt receptor activity. The record is from RefSeq and is a predicted model, not a curated record. The transcript is spliced from 25 exons.